UUCCCAGGCUGCUAUAAAGUCACUGCGGAUCAUUCGGGCAAUGGCUACACUGAGAUCAGAGAUUCAGCUUUAGGAGUGAAAGCAGUCAGCUUCUCACAAUGCCGUACUAUUCCAGGGGUGAUGACGACGUCGACGAUUUCGAUGAGUAUGAUCCAACGCCAUACGGUGGGGGAUACGACAUUACUCUCACCUAUGGUCGCCCCAUUCCUCCGUCUGAUGAGACUUGCUACCCGAUCACAUCUUCGACCUCUGAUGAAUUCGACUAUGAUCGUCCCCAGUAUACCUCAUAUGCUGAACCAUCUGCUUAUAAUGAAGAGGCCUUGAAUACUGAGUACAGCAGCUAUGAUCGUCCCAAGCCCAGGCCUGCACCAGCGUUCAAUCCCGGCGCAGAACCUGGAGGCCAAUACGGGGGGAGGCCUGAGCCUGCUUAUGGCUUGGAUUCUGAUGUGAAUAGGCCAGACUACGGUGGAUCAGCGUACGGAUCUGGGUACGGUCGGAAGAAUGAAUACGAUCAACCUAGUUCAGAUUAUGGAUCAGGCUAUGGGCGGAAGCCGGAGUAUGAGGCACCUCCCUCGGAAUAUGGAUCUGGAUAUGGUCGGAGGCCGGAGUAUGAGGCUCCCCCUCAGGAAUAUGGAUCUGGACAUGGCCGGAAGCCGGAAGCAGCCCCCUCAGAGUACGGAUCUGGGUAUGGUCGGAGGCCGGAGUACGAGGCACCUCCCUCGGAAUACGAGGCGCCGAGUUCGGAAUACGGAGCUGGGUACGGUCGGAAGCCGGAAUACGAGGCGCCGAGUUCGGAAUACGGAGCUGGGUACGGUCGGAAGCCGGAAUAUGAGGCACCCACCUCAGAAUAUGGAUCCGCUUAUGUACGAAGAACUGAGCAUGAGACAGGCGAAUCUGAAUAUGGAUCCGGUUAUGGUCGCAAGCCCAGCUCCGGGGAGGAAGAGGGCGGAGGAUAUGGUUACGGGGGAAGAACUGAGAGGCCUGCGUAUGAGGACGAGCCGCCAAGGAGACCAAGUUAUGGAAGGCCAACUUAUGAGAGCCAGGAAGGGGGAGAACAUGGCUAUGGGCGCUCAGAGGAGGAGUACAGAGGACCUAGUUAUGAGAGGCGUGAUGAUGAUGAUAAGCCUCGUAAGUAUGGCUACAGCGAAGAGGGCUAUGGACGUAAGAAAUAUGGAGAUGAUAGCGGCGAUGAUGAUGAUGGUGAGAGGAAGCACCAUCGCCACAAGCAUCAUCACCACAAGAGUUACGAUGAUGAGUGAUCAAAAUGCAGGAGAUUGAAGAUUUGGCUUGAGUAUGAAAAUCAUUCCAGAAUUACCUACUAAAUAAACAGCUGGGCCAUGUUUGCCUUGCUAUGGGUCAGACUGUCAAUAUGGAGUCUUGUGGUGUUGCCUUGUCCUGUGUGCAUUUCUAAGUGAACGGUUUGGGCUUGUUUGCCUUUAUGUGUGUUGCUGCUAUUGUGGUCUGUGAAGUCUGCUCUUGAAUGAAAACAAACUAUCAGCAUACACUGAAGUGUUGGCGUUGUUUGUCUUUGAAGUUCUAAAUAAAUCCUAAUUAUAUGGGUUGAUUUUUA
This is a messenger RNA of Neltuma alba, 1570 nucleotides long. RefSeq lists its product as uncharacterized. The transcript is spliced from 2 exons. Lineage: Eukaryota; Viridiplantae; Streptophyta; Magnoliopsida; Fabales; Fabaceae. Gene Ontology annotation, molecular function: phosphatidic acid binding. The coding region runs from base 99 to 1259 and encodes 386 amino acids. The record is from RefSeq and is a predicted model, not a curated record.